This is a messenger RNA of Symbiodinium necroappetens, 1026 nucleotides long. NCBI's taxonomy places the organism in Eukaryota, Dinophyceae, Suessiales, Symbiodiniaceae. The record is from the annotation of a GenBank genome assembly.
AUGACAGACCUCGACAAGAAGCUUCGCAACUUGGAGAAAAAGCUCAAGCAGAUCGACGAGCUGGCUUCCAAAGAGCGCGCUGGACAGACCCUCAAUGCAGAGCAGAAGGGCAAGUUGCUGAAGAGGGUGGAAGUGGAGGCAGAGAUCGAGGAGCUGAGGAAGGUCACUUACCUGCCCCAAGAGCAAGAAGCCUACAAUGUCACAGAUCCGGAUCCGAUGGACCACGUGGGCGUUGGCGCCGCAUCCACAGGUGACUCGCAGAAGCCACUGGCAAAGAACAAGAAGGUCUUGAACUUGCAGAAGAAGCUCCGCGAGAUUGCCAGCCUGGAAGACAAGAAAAAGUCUGGCGAGUCAUUGGACAAGCUGCAAGAGUCAAAAAUCCAGAAGCGACAGGAGAUAGAGGAACAGAUCCAAGCGGCCUUGGAAGAGCCAGGACAAGACCAAGGCUUGGAAGGCGAGCUGCCGGCCUCCAGCACCGAGCGCCUUGGGGAUGGAGAUUGCGAGCUGCCAAGGCCAGGGCCAGACGAUGCUGAUGGCUUCGAUGGCACAAGCGCCAACACGCGGCCUGCCACUGAAGGUCUGUACAUGUGCCACUGUAUCGAUGCAAUCCGGGGCCACGCCGGCAAGCAGCAGCGGCGGGCGAAAUACUUCAAGACUCAGAAUGGACAGUCAUGGCGAAAGGAGUACUGCGGGGCCUUCGCCGUGCAAAAGCCGGUGACUACUCCGAAGACCAAAGACAAGGCCAAGUUCGAUCUUAUCCACGACUUUGAGUUCUUCCUGUGGUCAACUUGGCGGGACAACUUCGACGCCAUCAAAUGGAAGAUCUCGGAUGCAGUGAACGUUGAACGUGGAUCCUUCCACUUGGAGACGGAAGGUGGGGAAAAGCUUCCUUUUGAUGCAGAUUGCAUUGAGAUGCACGAGGUCCUUAGCAAAAGGGCUCGAAGCUGUCCGAUGUUAGAAGAGUGUCUUGGAUGCAACCUGUGGCGGCUGGGCGGGCUAGGAGAUCCCGAGGCUGCGCCCGAUUGA